AUGGGUAGGCCAGGAUUCUCUCCCCGAGGAGGUGGCGGACGAGGCGGACGUGGCGGAUUCGGUGGGGGUCGUGGGUUCGGUGGUGGCCGUGGUGGAGGAGGUGGAGGAGGUGGCGGCGGUGGCGGCCGUGGCUUCGGAGGACGAGGUGGCGGUCGUGGUGGAGGUCGUGGUGGACCGGGAGGCCGCGGAGGUCGUGGUGGUGGACGUGGAGGCGGAAGGGGUGGCUUCAAGGGUGGUAAAACCGUGGUUAUCGAGCCUCAUCGUCAUGAGGGUAUUUUCAUUGCUCGCGGUAAGGAGGACGCGCUGGUUACGCUGAACCUGGUACCCGGAUCCGAAGUCUACGGUGAAAAGCGCAUUUCGGUCGAUACCGAUGUAGGGGAAAAGAAGGAGUACAGAGUAUGGAAUCCAUUCCGGUCAAAGUUGGCCGCCGCAGUGCUGGGAGGUGUAGAUAAAAUUCACAUGCCACCCGGUUCCAAGGUGCUGUAUCUUGGUGCCGCUUCCGGCACAACGGUCUCGCACGUGUCAGAUGUGGUCGGCCCGGAAGGGCUAGUCUAUGCGGUCGAAUUCUCUCACCGAUCUGGUCGUGAUCUGUUGAACGUGGCUAAGAAACGUACCAACAUUAUACCAAUUAUCGAGGACGCUCGUCAUCCACACAAGUAUCGCAUGCUGGUCGGAUUGGUCGAUACCGUAUUUGCGGACGUUGCCCAACCGGAUCAGGCCCGUAUCGUAGCCCUGAAUGCGCAUAAUUUCCUCAAAAACGGUGGACACUUCGUCAUAUCAAUUAAGGCAUCAUGCAUCGAUUCGACCGCCGUGCCAGAAGCGGUGUUUGCCGCCGAGGUGAAGAAAUUGCAGGCGGAAAAGCUUAAACCCCAGGAACAGAUCACACUCGAACCGUACGAGCGAGACCACGCUGUGGUUGUGGGUGUUUACCGAGCGCCUCCGAAGAAUGCGGCGUAG
Anopheles marshallii is the source of this 957-nucleotide messenger RNA. RefSeq names its product rRNA 2'-O-methyltransferase fibrillarin (gene Fib). The record is from RefSeq and is a predicted model, not a curated record. NCBI's taxonomy places the organism in Eukaryota, Metazoa, Arthropoda, Insecta, Diptera, Culicidae. The coding region runs from base 1 to 957 and encodes 318 amino acids. Gene Ontology annotation, cellular component: Cajal body; nucleolus; box C/D methylation guide snoRNP complex. The transcript has 3 exons. Gene Ontology annotation, biological process: box C/D sno(s)RNA 3'-end processing; rRNA methylation. Gene Ontology annotation, molecular function: rRNA methyltransferase activity; histone H2AQ104 methyltransferase activity; RNA binding.